This is a messenger RNA of Zootoca vivipara (common lizard), 528 nucleotides long. RefSeq names its product spermidine/spermine N1-acetyl transferase like 1 (gene SATL1). Gene Ontology annotation, molecular function: spermidine binding; diamine N-acetyltransferase activity. Lineage: Eukaryota; Metazoa; Chordata; Lepidosauria; Squamata; Lacertidae. The record is from RefSeq and is a predicted model, not a curated record.
AUGUCUGGCAACAAUCCGAACCGCUUCCGGGUUCGUCCAGCAGAACCACGGGACUGUACGGAAAUCCUGCGUCUCAUCAAAGAACUUGCUGCUUUUGAAAACAUGCCUAAUGCAGUAAAAGUAACAGAAACAGAUUUGCUUCGAGAUGGUUUCGGAUCACGUCCUUUCUUCCAGUGUUUAAUAGCAGAAGCAAAUAAGGAUGAUGCAAUGGAGGAUACCGACAUUGUAGGGUUUGCUAUGUAUUACUAUACUUAUGACCCUUGGAUUGGCAAGCUGUUGUACUUAGAAGACUUCUACGUUAUGGAUGAAUAUAGAGGUUGGGGCAUUGGAACAGAACUUUUAAAAAGAUUAAGCCAGAUAGCAAUCGAAACCAACUGCAGCUGCAUGCAUUUCCUUGUUGUUGUUUGGAACAAGCCAUCUAUAGAGUACUACAUGAGACGUGGUGCUUCAGACCUUUCCACUGAAGAAGGCUGGCAUCUCUUUAGAUUUGACAAAGAAAAUCUAGUCAGAAUGGCUUCUGGAGAAUAA